This is a messenger RNA of Eutrema salsugineum, 484 nucleotides long. RefSeq names its product chromatin modification-related protein MEAF6. Gene Ontology annotation, cellular component: histone acetyltransferase complex. The transcript has 3 exons. The record is from RefSeq and is a predicted model, not a curated record. NCBI's taxonomy places the organism in Eukaryota, Viridiplantae, Streptophyta, Magnoliopsida, Brassicales, Brassicaceae.
ACAAUCGACUCAAGUCAGGUCAGGCAUUCAAUUUUAGCGAAAACCCAUCUCCGGAUUGGGCAAAAGCUGAUCGAUUUGGGGAAAAAAAUCCCCUGAAAUGUCUUUAGGGCAAAAGAGUUCGGUGGAUCCUGGUGCGAUGCUUACUUCUCUCUUGAACAAGCGAGAGAAGCUCCGGCAAGAGUUGCGGAGCAUCGAGAAAUAGGUUUAUGAAUUGGAGAGCUAUCUUCAAGAAUCGACUCAUAUAGGAAAUGCGUUGAAGGGCUUUGAAGGGUUCCUCUCUUCCUCGAAAAGCUCGGCUUCUCUCAGGUCAAGGAAGUUUCAGCCUGAAGACAGAGUCUUCUCAUUGUCCUCAGUCACGUCACCGGCUGUAUGUUUUUAUACAAUUUUUAUCACAUUUUCUCAUUUGCAAAGACAAUUUUUUUUUUGUUUUCCUUGUUGGUUGGCAAUUGAAUCACCGCCAAAAGAGCUGGUGUUUCGUAUAUAG